ACAUAAGGUUUCAUUUAGGCUGUGUGACUUUGUGUUGUUCAGUGCAAGCUUGUGGCAAUCGUGGUUCGAAGGAUAAGGUUUUUAUUCGGUCCGUCUCUGUCUCUUUCCCUUCUCCAUAUCCAUUUCCUUUCUCAAUCUGAAACCUCUUCAAUUUCUUCUCUUCCUUUCUGAAUUCCCCGUUGCAGCCAUGAGUUUAAACCUAGUUGCUGCAUUCAAAGGCCUCUCUCUCGUCUCUUCUUCCUCUUUCUUCAAAGGCGAUUUCGGCUCUAUUCAAACCCCUCCCAAGCUCUCCUUCUCCUUCCCAAACACAUUCCCUUUAACCAUUGAAAACGCCCACAAGAAAGGAGCUGGAAGCACCAAGAACGGCCGAGAUUCUAAAGGCCAGAGGCUCGGCGUUAAAAUCUUCGGCGAUCAAGUUGCCAAACCUGGUUCCAUUAUCGUUCGUCAGCGUGGAACUAAGUUCCAUGCUGGAAAAAAUGUGGGGCUUGGCAAGGACCAUACAAUUUUCUCAUUGAUUGAUGGGCUUGUAAAGUUCGAGAAGUAUGGACCGGACAAGAAGAAGGUGAGUGUUUAUCCAAGAGAAGUGCAGCCUGAGAAUCCAAACAGCUAUAGAGCAAGGAAGAGGGAAUAUUUCAGGCUGCAAAGAGAGCGCAAGAAAGCAAGAAAGGAAGGCAUUAUUGCUCAACCCCUAUUAGUAUUAGCUUCCACUGAUGCCACUGAGACCAAUCCAGUUUGCUGAUUUCUGAAGGCAUCACUUUGAUCACUGCUUGUUUAAAAGCUCUGAUGAUCUUGAAGGUAGAAGGUCUGCUUCAUUGGCUUCUCUUUUCUUUGUUGUGCACAUAUAAUUUGCCAGAUUCUUCACAGGAAUGUGUUUCAUUAUUAUUCUCAAUUGGCAGUGUUCUUCUUUUUGUCCCUAAAUUUUCUCUUUAGUCCAUCUCACUACUGACUACUUUUUGUUGAUUUUUCUGUCAAAAUGGUAUUCAACAGAACAGAUAAUACAGGAUGAGUUUUGAUUAA
Benincasa hispida (wax gourd) is the source of this 1017-nucleotide messenger RNA. It is a transcript of the gene RPL27, whose product is annotated as ribosomal protein large subunit 27. Lineage: Eukaryota; Viridiplantae; Streptophyta; Magnoliopsida; Cucurbitales; Cucurbitaceae. Gene Ontology annotation, molecular function: structural constituent of ribosome. The record is from RefSeq and is a predicted model, not a curated record. Gene Ontology annotation, cellular component: ribosome. Gene Ontology annotation, biological process: translation.